Messenger RNA from Cynoglossus semilaevis (tongue sole), 5169 nucleotides. Its product is annotated as FYVE, RhoGEF and PH domain-containing protein 6-like. Bases 767 to 4552 code for a protein of 1261 amino acids. The record is from RefSeq and is a predicted model, not a curated record. Gene Ontology annotation, cellular component: cytoplasm. NCBI's taxonomy places the organism in Eukaryota, Metazoa, Chordata, Actinopteri, Pleuronectiformes, Cynoglossidae. Gene Ontology annotation, molecular function: metal ion binding; guanyl-nucleotide exchange factor activity. The transcript is spliced from 22 exons.
AACAAAAACGUGCAGGUAGUGACAAUGUGCCGGAAACGAUGCAAUUUCUUCAACAAAUUGUUGAAAUGACUGUAGUAGGCCAACAGGUGGCAGCAACCUAAGGAGGCCUAGGCGCUGUAAACCCCCCACCAAAGAAGUGGAAAGUAGGCUAUGAUGUUAGCAUGAUUAGCAAAGCUCAGCGGAAACUCCAAGACUCGCCAUUAGUUGAACUGAUGUCAGAUCUGCUGAUCUCAACUUCCUCCUCAAACACCAUGAUAUCAGCUCUCAGUCACGGAAGUGUUGUUAAUAUAACUAACUAUGACGUAUGUGAAAUAGCAUGGGCGUGAAAGCGUAUUUUAUAGAAAAUAGACAUUAUAAUGUUUUAAGGUAGGUUGGCAAAUAUUCUUUAUUUAAUAUUGAUAAUAUUGAUAGUUAUUUUUCUAUCGGACACAGUGGGAAACGUUGCAUUUAUUUUAUAUUUACUCUUGGUUUUCUGGGAUAUUAUUAAACUGACUGUGACUGCUGUGAGGACCUCUAGCGGACGUUUGGUGAACCACACAACCCACGUGAAAACAGGCAGCAGCAGCGGCGCCGAGAUCAGUAGCAACAGUCAGAGCCGGUGCGUCUACCCGGAGGAUGAUUAGGAUUUUUGACUCAAACAAACGAAGAAAAUGACGAGUUUUGAAACGUGAUUGAUAAGAGUCGGAUUCACACACAAUCAAUGGUUUGAUGGCGCUGCGGCGGCAACACAGCAAGUGACCGAAGAGAAGCGACAGGAGGGAACAACAUGAACUCAGAUAUGCACAAGCCACCUCUGGCUCCUAAACCAAAGCUGGUGAACCCUCAGAGGCCGGGGCUGUCUCCCUCCACCCCCAGAAUAGAUGGUCUUUCUCUCCCAUCACCUGGGACAUCUAGACUGUCCAAACCAGUGCUGGCUCCCAAACCUUGCCCCACCAAACUCACACCUGCAGUGGAAUCCAGAGCCAUCCCCUCAAAGAGCCUCCUUCAAAAAUCUGUAACAGAAACCCUGCAUGGCGUUGGACUUCUCAACUCCCAAAAUGGAACACAAGAAAACAAGAAGCCAGACUGGGACUAUAUCAUUCCUAUUUGUCUAUGUAGCCUGGAAAGGUGUCAGUGCUUUAGGAACACGGCAGCUGCCAGAGACAAAGUGGAGAACCAGUUGAAAACAGUGAGACAUGAAAACGGCCAAAGGAUUUCCCAGGACCUUCAAGGCACUGAGGCCUUUACCAACACCAACCUCAAUAACCAUAAACCUCUACGAGGGACUCCUGAGUCGGACAAAUAUUCGAGCCCACAAUUCCACGUCUCUAGCUCUGGAGUGAAUGGGGGGCAGUGUUUGGCUAGAAGAACAUGGAGCGAUGAAGCAAAUGACAACAUCAUACCUCAAUGUCUCAUUGGUCAAAGGCCAAAGGGAGACACUCUUGCCUUUGAGCAAACACCUUGUGUGUCCCGACCUACACCAGCAAAUCCAAAACCUCUGCCCGUGCCUCGGAAACCCAGACCAUCUGGUCUUGCUCUUCAGGAAAAGGUGGAGACGGGGAGGGAAGAUGUUACGAGGCAGGAAGGGAGGGGUGUUAACGUCAGCGAGGCGAAGGUGCCAUCAGAGGGGAAGGACAGUUCACCCCUAUCUGUCAGUGUACCUGCCUAUGAAAACACUGAGCUGAUUGUUCUGGCUGCGUUGAGGGCCUCGGCACCUACAGCCUCUCCACCCAAGAAGGAGGUUUUACCACCUCCCUCUUUCCAAGUGCCAAGUGAGAUACAUUCAAAGGACGUGGAGGAGGAAGAUCUGGGCUUGGACAUCAACAGUCAAGAGAUGGGCGUAUCAGUUGAUGAGGAUGACGAAGAAGAGGUGGACAAGCACACGGAAGGGCGGAAAGACCAGGAGGGAGUCUACAGCCACUCCAAGCAUGCGGCUUUAUCUCAGAGUUGGCUGGACCAGGCAGAGGAGACCACUCAGCCUCAGCCUGUCGUCAGCAUGGCAGCAGAGAACAAGUCAGUCCCAGAGCUUCCGUGGAAAGACAACAGCCUGUCAAGAUUCGCUCAGAAGGAGGGAUUUUCCGAGGGGAAAGCAAACGGAUCGACAGGCUUUAAAGAGAAACUGGAUGAGCCUUUGAGAACAGACUGUUGUUCGAAGGAGAGAACGACGAGGGAGCUGCCUUUGCCUCCGCAGGAGAAAACAAGCAAGAACCAUCACACACCUGGACUUGUCAAAUCUUCCCGCUCCAGUCUGGGUAAAAAGAGAGCCAAGUCCUUCUCUGGUGCUGACCUGAUCACCUCUGAAGGACAAAGGAAAAACUCUUUCCGCAAACUCUUGGACUUGAAGCUGUCUGUGAAGAAGCUGCCUAAACUUAAAGCUAAAGGAGGACAGGGGACGGACGGAUCCGCGUGUGACCUUGACCACAGUACUGACGAUCAGAAGGAGCCGCUCAGGAGCCAACGGAAAUUCUCCUGCCCUCUUAUUGGAAUAGAGCAGAGUGUGGAUGGAGACGACGAGCUUCUCUAUGAGAACGUGCGUCACUAUGAGGAGAUCCCUGACUACAUGAACAUUGAGGUGGGGGAGAUGUUUCCUCGUGCUUUCCUCUCACCACCCGCAGCCUGCCAAAUGUACAACGACGAGGGGAUUUACGAGGAGCAGGAGCCGUACAUGUCCUACGAGAAAAGCACUGGAACACAACUGGGUCAAACCCCAACAGAAAGAGUCUCCGUCCAUGACGGAGCGAUGCCCGUAGGCAUUGGUCCUUCAGAUGACGAUAACGAGGACUUUGACGAAGACGACCAUGAUUUUGGGACAAACACUUGGUCCUCAGCUGAGGACGAUGAGAAGGACAGCAGCUCUGUCUCAAGUAAAGGAGAUGCUGAGCAGCCGGAAGACAGAGAGAGUGAGAUUGGACAGAAAAAGACAAAGAUUCAUUACAUCGCUGCUGAAAUCAUGAGCUCAGAGAGUGUGUUCGUCGACGUCCUGAGGCUGCUUCAUGUCGACUUUCGUGAUGCAGUGUCUAAAGCAGCUCAUCAGAAUGGAAAACCUGUCAUAGAGGAACGUCUCCUCAGCCAGAUCCUCUAUUCCCUCCCUCAACUCUUUGAACUGAACCAGGACCUGCUCAAGGAGCUGAGGCUGAGACUGGCCACAUGGGAGGAGAAUACACAGAUUGCAGACAUUUUCCUGAAGAAGGGUCCGUACCUGAAGAUGUACUCCACAUACAUCCGCGAGUUUGACAAGAAUGUGGCUCUACUGGAAGAGCAGUGUAAGAGGAACCCGGCGUUCGCAGCUGUAGUGCGUGAAUUUGAGGCCACUCCACGCUGCGCUGGCUUAGCGCUGAAGCACUACCUGCUAAAGCCUAUUCAGAGGAUUCCUCAGUAUCAGCUGCUGCUCACAGAUUAUCUGAAAAACUUGUCUGAACAUUCAGCUGACUACAAGGACACACAAGCUGCGCUGGCUUUGGUGAAAGAGGUUGCCAAUCAUGCUAACGACAUUAUCAAACAAGGGGAUAAAUUUCAAAAACUGAUCCAGGUGCAGGGCAGUCUAAAAGGACACCAUGAGAUAGUCCAGCCUGGGAGGUCCUUUCUGAAGGAGGGCAUCCUGAUGAAGCUGUCGAGGAAGAUCAUGCAACCCAGAAUGUUCUUUCUGUUUAACGAUAUGCUGCUGUACACCACUCCAGUUCAGUCAGGCCAGUAUAAGCUAAACAACAUGCUGUCUCUGGCAGGGAUGAAGGUUUGCAAACCAAAUCAGGAGGCCUAUCAGAAUGAGCUCAACAUCGAGAGUGUGGAACGCUCCUUUAUUCUCUACGCCAGUUCAGCUACAGAGCGAGAUGAUUGGCUGGAGGCCAUUUCCACAGCCAUUGAUGAAUUCACUAAAAAGAAGAUUAGUUUCAUACCUGGAAAACCUUUUGAAGAGGAUGAUUCUCAGGACCCAGAUGCUGCGGGUCCACUGGGAUCCAAGGCCCCAAUAUGGAUCCCUGACCUGCGGACCACUAUGUGUAUGAUCUGCACCUGUGAGUUCUCCCUGACUUGGAGGAGACACCACUGCAGAGCCUGUGGAAAAGUGGUGUGUCAGUCCUGUUCAUCCCACAAACACCGCCUUAGAUAUCUGAAGAACCAGUUGGCACGUGUGUGCGACCAGUGUUUCCAUGUCUUUCAGCAGCAAAAGAGUGAAACCUCACAAUCCGCAGUGGUGUCUCCUGGGAGCAAAACUGCCUUUCCCUUUUCCAGGAAGCAGAAGAAAAUACCUGCCGCACUCAAAGAGGUGUCCGCAAACACAGACAACUCUACCAUUAGUGGUUAUCUCCAUCUUCUCAAGUCCAAGGGUAAUAAGAAGCAAGGCAAGAGGCUGUGGUUUGUCAUUAAGGACAAAGUCCUGUACGUGUAUGCAGCAAGUGAGGAUGUCGCCGCCCUAGAGAGUCAGCCUCUGUUGGGAUUGGUGUUGAAAGAAGAUUCAUCUCAGAAACUGCAGUUCAGGCUCUACCACAAACACACACUUUACUACAGAUUUAAAGCCGAUGACAUUCAGACAGCCCAGAGAUGGAUCGACUCAUUCAAAGAAGCCACUAUACUGUAACAUAUUUAAAAUGUGUACAUUUGAUGUCUUAACUUUUACAAACUCUUUUGUUUUAUGUUAGUGCUGCUAGAAGUAUAUAUUGUACAUUUGAUUUAACUUUAGUACAUACAUAUUUUUCAACUUAUAAACUGUAUAUUCACAUUGUUAAGCACUUGCAUAGAGCUGUGCCGUGAUAUAUCAAAGUAAAUCUGUUCCAUCAAAAAUACCUUUAACAUUUGAAAUGUGUCUCUUUAACUCCAUGGUAAUCUUCUUGGAGCUCAUUAGCACAACAUAUUUUUCGGAUAAACCCCUGCCUUUAUUUCAACAAAAUAUGAUGUUAUCAUAUAAGUUGUUGUUGCUAAAAAACAUCCCUGCAUUUUUUCUGUUGUUUUCAAACCCCUUUAAAUUGGAUUGUACAGAAAAAUGUUCUACUCUCACCGUGCUUGUAGAAUAAGCAUUGUAUGUUGCAUAUGUUGGGAUUUAUUCUCGGUUAAUAGCACAACUGCAUCAAAAUAACUGCACAUAAAUUUUCUACACAAGUCUAAAUUUGUAAAAAAUUAUAAUUUUAACUGAAAUGUACAUAUGAGUAGCGUUUUUUACGGCUUAAUUUUACAUGUAAUAAAUGUUGUUUUGUUUUG